Molecule: messenger RNA, 756 nt
Organism: Heteronotia binoei (common prickly gecko)
Lineage: Eukaryota; Metazoa; Chordata; Lepidosauria; Squamata; Gekkonidae
Gene: SMIM19
Product: small integral membrane protein 19
Exons: 3
Coding region: 36-350 (104 amino acids)
Source: RefSeq, a predicted model, not a curated record
GGAAGUCCCGCCCCCUCUCCUCAGCGGCGGCGGCCAUGGCGGGCGAGAGCGGUGGCGAGGCGAUGGACUACUCGGUGCACGAGGCCUGGAACGAGGCCACCAACGUCUACCUGCUGGCGGUGCUGGCCAGCCUGGCCCUCCUCGUCUACGCGCGCCGAAAUAAAAGGAAGAUCAUGCGAAUUUUUACGUUACCCCCAACUGCAGAGAUGCCAUCUGAGCCAAACUUUUAUGAUAGUGUGAAAAAAAUCCGUCUCCGACAACAAUUAGAGAUGUACUCUAUUGCAAGAAAAUAUGACCAGCAACAGCAGCCACAGAAGCAGUCGGACAGCGUACAGCUUUUGGUGGAAUGAAGUCUUGCACCUGGAAUCAAGAAAUGGAGCCGGGCAGGUGAUAGGGCAGUUGGGAUUGGAUCGUUUUCCUUGCCACUUUAAUAGGAUGUAGUUUCUCUUUAAAAAACAUCUAUACACCGUUUUUGAUAGUGGUCCUGCAUAAAUGUGCAUAGAAUGAAGCCUCAGACAAGAAAGUCUAAUUCAUCUUCCUCCUCCUGUUUGUAUUACUGUAUUUCCAACAAAACCAGAAAUGUGCAGGAACCUUAAGAUUUUGUUAUGGGCUUCAGAACUUGUUUCAAGUGGCAUUAUCUUAAUCAGAGGGUUGGGAAUGAUUUAUGGUACCCUGUAAGUAUCAUAAAUGUUGUUAAUAAAUGGUCUGUCAUGGAUGGUGGACAGAAGAAGUUUACAAUAAACACAAUGUCUUGUA